CUUCACAGUAUCCCGCAUACUAUUUUUCCGCCCGCCGAGCGCGUCAAGUCGCAUAAUACACAAAUCCGCAACAUGGCUGCGCGACAAACAGUACUCCGGGCUGCGGCUCGCCAAUGCCGCUCAAAUUUGCAGCGUUCGCCGAUAGCAUCAUAUUCACAACCACCUGUCCUACAAUUUUCACGCAAUGUCUCGUCCAGCAACGAGACUUCAACCUCAAAUCACAAUGCCGCUGGCUCUGAGCGUACAACGCACUUUGGUUUCCAGACGGUUCCCGAGUCACAAAAGGCCGAACGUGUGGCCGACGUCUUCCACAAUGUAGCCGAGACUUAUGACAGAAUGAACGAUCUCAUGUCCUUUGGUUGGCACCGGGUCUGGAAGGACCACUUCGUCCGGACCCUCAACCCUGGUCUCUCCGCCGACCCCCUUAAGCCCUCCCCGCAACACAUCCUCGACGUAGCAGGCGGCACGGGCGACAUCGCCUUCCGCAUGCUGCACAACGCACACGUGCUCAACGCGAACCCCAACGUGCGCGUCACCAUCUCCGACAUCAACGCCUCCAUGCUGGCCGUCGGCCGCUCCCGCGCAGAAUCCACCCUCCCGCCGGCCCAGCUCUCGGCGCUGUCCUUCCUCGAGGCCGACGCGACCGACUUCUUGUCCGCCAACUCCUCCGCCACGCCGAGGCACAACGUACCAGCACCGGGCUCGCUGGACCUGUAUACGGUGGCGUUUGGCAUCCGCAACUUCACCGACAUACCGGCGGCGCUGCGCGAGGCGUACCGCGCCCUCCGGCCCGGCGGCGUCUUUGCCUGCCUCGAGUUCAGCAAGGCCGACAGGCACCCGCUCUUCAACGCCGUCUACAAGCGGUGGUCUUUUGGGGCAAUCCCCCUGAUCGGCCAGCUCGUCGCUGGCGACCGCGACAGCUACCAGUACUUGGUCGAAAGCAUCGAGCGCUUCCCCUCCCAGGAGGAGUUCCGCGACAUGAUCGUCGAAGCUGGGUUUGAGGUCUCGGGAGACGGCUACGAGGACCUCACGGGCGGUGUGGCUGCCAUCCACAAGGGCGUUAAGCCACUAGAUGGUUGAACCUGGUUGUCGCUUGACUUGACCGCGGGGCUGUAAUCGACUUUUCCUUUUUCUGUACCUUGACUCCCUUCUAUUUUUCACUGUACAAAAUGUCAUCUCAUGUACUUGUAUUAGCACACCUGGAGGGCGACCGGGAAGAUAAAAGAAACAAAAAGAAACAAACAAAUAACAAAAAGACAACAGAAAAGGGAGGAGGGAGGCGAUGCUAAGAUUAUAAAAUGUACAAUACCAUCACAUACAUCAAAACCACCGCAAAUGAUUUCUCCUUUGUUCAGUUUUAGUCACGGGACAGAAAUAAAGACCACUAUGAACAG
Molecule: messenger RNA, 1394 nt
Organism: Pyricularia oryzae 70-15
Lineage: Eukaryota; Fungi; Ascomycota; Sordariomycetes; Magnaporthales; Pyriculariaceae
Exons: 2
Coding region: 73-1080 (335 amino acids)
Biological process (GO): ubiquinone biosynthetic process
Molecular function (GO): methyltransferase activity
Source: RefSeq, a predicted model, not a curated record